AAAAAGUUAAAACCUGGGCAUAUGGCUGUUUCAUCAUCCCCAAAAUACCCACCCCAUGCUCGAUCCUCGCCAACAGCUAUUCCUUCAUUGGUAACACAUGCUAGAGAAGACCAGUGGAGUAACAAAGCAUCUAUAUUUUCCUCUCAAGGGAAUGUUGGACAGCCUCCAAUGCCUGUUCGUCAAAACAGGCAGGCACCAAGCACUGGGAAAGCGAGAGGGUCACUGAUCGUUCAGACAUCCAAGAAGGGUCUUGUUCGUUCAGGGGCUGAAAAUUUGAAACCUGGAUCAGACAUAAUUGAGAUUCAUGCAACAGACAAGCUUAUCCAUGAGGUUGAGAGGGUUUGUGGAGUGGAGAACCCUGAUCCAGCUCACGUAGAGAAAGCAAAAAUAAUGCUUAGAGAUCAAGAAAGAGCGCUUCUGGAAGCAAUUGGAAAGCUUGCUGAUGUAUCAGAUGAUGAUUCACCUAAUCAAAGACAGCAUCAGCACCCUAGCAGAGAGCCGAAGGGGAAUGAACAUGGAGUUCAUAAUGCUGUUCACAAGCAGUUUGAUAGAACAAGAAGCUAUUACAGUGAAGGAUAAGGUGAGGACGACACAGGAAGGAUGAGAAUCCCAUGCAUUGACAUGCAAGAUGAUGAGUAUGACCGGGGUUACCGAAAUGCCAUAACAUGUGGCUUCAUCCUCGUUUUGUUGGGUUUAGAUGGUGCCAGAUUGACAUAGAUAUGCAUCUCUGCAUUUGAACUUGUCUCAUUUGCCUGCUUUCAGGGAAUAGUCGUAAGUGUUGGCUGACUUAGCUCUUUCUCCCUACUAACACCAUUUGUAUAUGAUAAAAAUUGUUUUACUCUGUCCAUGUUCUCUUAUGUGGCGUUUUGCUUCCAAGUUGAUGUCUUCUCCUGAUCCCUAUUUUGGAGUUUGUUUUUCUUCCCUGAAUGGCCGGAGAAUGAAACGGGCCUUCUUUUUGUUAGUGUAGACUUAUCAUGGUAUUAACUGGUAUUCUGGGCUCCCACUUGGCCAUAUGUGGACAUUGUGUCGGGGCACUCCUUUGCACUUAAUGUAAUAUACUUUUGCAUGGUGUGGUUUGUUCCAAGUGCUUGUACAAAACAGUUGUAUAUUUAUAAAUACUUACAUUACAUGAUCAGCACAGUCUGUUCAAUUUG
Molecule: messenger RNA, 1154 nt
Organism: Elaeis guineensis (African oil palm)
Lineage: Eukaryota; Viridiplantae; Streptophyta; Magnoliopsida; Arecales; Arecaceae
Source: RefSeq, a predicted model, not a curated record